AUGUACGAGUCUUACCGCCCCCAUCCACUCCUCGCACAAGUUCCAUUAACCGUCUCCCCGUUCAUCAACCUACCCACCGCAGUCACCCUCCCUUACACAUACAAAUCCGUCCCAUCAACCCUUCCUCCCUCCGUGAUUGUCGACCCGAGUAAUCCAGAUGCUAAACCGCGCUACGUCAUAUCGUCGAGCGGCGAGCAUGCCGCAUCACCCGAGGACAUACUCGCCUCGUGCAGAGCUCUCGAGCAGCAUCUGAGCAAGACAAAAACCGAAGCAGAUAAAGCGAUCAAUGAAUGGCAAGAGUCGAUAACUGCUCGCGAUCUGGCAGAGAAACGCCGCGUUGCGCCCGGCUGGUUGGAUCGCGAUGAGAAGCUCCUGCAGCCAAGUAAUGCGCCGUCGAGUCGACUGUCACAGAGUCAACCGCGUCAAAGCUUACUAGACAGUGCUGCUCCUGAUGCGGCUGCUGCAGAGCUGCCGUCAAUGGCUCCACGAAACGAGGGCGAGGAACUUGAUAGGGCGUUUGGAGGCCUUGACGUGAAAUGA
Molecule: messenger RNA, 540 nt
Organism: Aspergillus calidoustus
Lineage: Eukaryota; Fungi; Ascomycota; Eurotiomycetes; Eurotiales; Aspergillaceae
Source: the annotation of a GenBank genome assembly